Molecule: messenger RNA, 4812 nt
Organism: Cyprinodon variegatus (sheepshead minnow)
Lineage: Eukaryota; Metazoa; Chordata; Actinopteri; Cyprinodontiformes; Cyprinodontidae
Product: up-regulator of cell proliferation-like
Exons: 3
Coding region: 1-4812 (1603 amino acids)
Molecular function (GO): GTPase activity; GTP binding
Source: RefSeq, a predicted model, not a curated record
AUGAAUAUCAGGAAAUUCCUCACACGAAGCAGAGACAGGGAAGCAGUAAAACAAGAUGAGAGAGAGGGAGAGAAUGAGAAUGAAGGUGCUGGAGUAGGAAAGGGAGGCGAGACUGACAGGCAAGAGACAGAGACAAACCUGGAGACAUAUUUGGAGGAUCUGGGAUUGGAACAGUUGCACUGCAAGCACCUGUCCCUAAGUGAGAUACUUGAGAUCAAUAAGAAGACCAUCAAUGAUGAGCCCCCCAAGAGUAAAUCUGAUGUUUCAUGGUAUUUCCUUAAGAAGCUGAUGAUGGCAAAUAUAACAGCUAGAAAGUUAAAAUGCACACCAGCUUCUGAGUCAAACUGUGAAGAGACAUUAAGUGCUGAAGAGUUUGAUUUUGAUCUGCUCGUAUGUCCAAACAAGGAUGAGUCACUAAAUCCUCUUGAUAUAAUCACUGCUCUCUUUCUGUGCUCUGAUGGGUUUGUUCAGCAAGAACUGGCCCUAAAAAUGUCCAUGUGUCAGCUUUCUGUUCCUCUGCUUCUUCCUUGUUGUGAUACAAAGCAGUGCACCUUCAUGCUGUGGGCCAUGAGAGACAUUGUUAAGAAGUACAGACCUCCAGAUCUUUCAGAAUCAAAGGGCUUCAUAGAAGAAAGAAUAGUGACCUCUGAACUUCCUAUGGUCUCUUUUGUGAGACUGGGUGAGUGCUCCAUGUCCAAAUCAGAAAUCCUUAACAAACUUCUAAGCAACUCUGAGCAGUACCAUGACACCUUCGUACACCACAACAUGGAGUGUGGAGACAGUCCAAGAAGAAUAUCCAAUGGACUGACUGAAAUUACCUGGUACCUUCCAUGUGGAAACAAAAGCAUGGACAUUUUCAGUGAGCCAGUAGCUAUAGCUAACCUUCGCGGUGACAUAGCUACAUUUGAAACACAAUUCUCCUUUUUGUGCCAGACAUCUGCUGCUGUUUUUGUGUUCUUUGAUGAGCUGGAGCAGCUAGGAUCACAGUUAGAAUUGCUGGCUAACACAAACCACAAAGCAAAAAUAUGCUUGUUGGGAAACCAACAGAGCAAGAACUUUAGAGUCGAUAAUCUAAAAAAAUUGGCAACCAGUUUGGCCUUAACUAAUAACAACAUUCUAGUAAAGACCAAAGAGAUAAAUGAUGCAGACUUUGUCAAACUAUUGAGAAAAAGGGUCAGUAAUGUACUUCAUUUGGACCACAAGAUGUCUUUAGAGAAGAUGUCUGAUGUUGCCCAGGAACUUGGAAUCAUUGUUGAUGAACACUCUUCAGUGUGCCAGGCUGGAAAGAUGAAUGCAAAUGCCAUCACUGCAGCGAUUCAUGACACACUGAAAUUCAAAGAAGAUCAGCUUCCUUUACAGGGUCAAAUAUGGAAGGAGUUGACUUGCUUGGAAAAGGAAGAAUUUCGUCUUCGAAAUGUUGGUUCAGAAAACAUAGAAAAUUAUAAAUGCAGACUUCAGGAUAAGAUAAAUGAAUUACGGAAAAAGCAGAAUGAUAACGAUAUGUCUGAAGCAAUGACAUGCUUUAUCAAUGCCAUAUCUACUGAAGAGCCAGAAAGGUGCUACUUCCUGAAAUGGAUGAGAAUGAACCUUGAUAAUCAGUCUCGCAUAAAACUCUCUAGCCUAAGGGAGAGGUACAAAGAGAAGAGCAGGGACUCUGAGAACAAACAAGAGAUCAAAGAAAUAGAUAAACAACUUUCCAAUAGCUCGUUGGGAGUUGAGCACUUCUUCCGUGAGAUGGGUCAGAUCUACGAAGCUUCUCUUUCUCUUCCAGAAAAUAACUCAUCACGUCAACAACUGCAACAUCUGCCUAAACUCUGUGCUCAGUUGUUGCUGGAUGGAUUUCCUCUUGAGCUUGUAGAUGGAGAUGCUUCAAGCAUACCUCUCAGAUGGGUGACUGAUGUUCUCUAUCAGCUCAAUCACUUGGUGUCUCCUAAGAACAAGAUAGUGGUCGUCACAGUUCUUGGAGUUCAGAGCACAGGGAAAUCCACCCUCCUGAACACCAUGUUUGGAGUGCAGUUUGCAGUCAGCAGUGGUCGAUGCACUAGAGGUGCCUUCAUGCUGUUCAUCAAAGUCAAUGAAGACUUCAGAAAUGUUCUAAACUGUGACUUUGUGUUGAUCAUCGACACUGAAGGCUUAAAGUCUCCUGAACUCGCUCAACUGGACAACAGCCAUGAACAUGACAAUGAGCUGGCAACACUUGUUGUUGGGCUGAGUGAUAUCACUAUUAUCAAUAUUGCAAUGGAGAAUUCAACAGAAAUGAAAGAUAUCCUGCAGAUAGUGGUGCAUGCUUUCCUCAGGAUGAAGGAGGUCGGCAAAAAGCCCAGAUGUCAGUUUGUUCACCAGAAUGUUUCUGAUGUUUCAGCUCAUGAGAAGAACCUACGAGACAGAAAGCUGCUCCUAGAACAGCUGAAUGAGAUGACCCAGGCAGCAGCUAAAAUGGAAAAGAGAGAGAAGAACAAGAAAUUCACUGAUGUGAUGGAGUACAAUCCAGACACUGGGAACUGGUACAUUCCUGGACUCUGGAAUGGAAACCCACCAAUGGCACCAGUUAAUGCAGGGUACAGUGAGGCUGUCUAUGAGCUCAAGAAAAACAUCAUCCAGCUACUGGGAAAGUGUGAAUCAACUUCUAAUAACAUCUUGGAGUUCAGAGAGUGGAUAACCAGCCUGUGGAAUGCAGUAAAACAUGAAAACUUCAUCUUCAGCUUCAGAAACAGUCUGGUAGCUGAUGCAUACAUGAGGCUCUCCACAGAGUACAACAAAUGGGAGUGGGAGUUCAAAAAAGGAAUGUACAACUGGGCUACUAAUGCAGAAAAUAAAAUUUCUAAUUUUGGUACAGUUGCUGCAACAUCUGACAUAUCUGACAUGGAGAACUUUAUCACUGUGUUAGAAAGUGAAGCAGUCACAGUGCUGAUGAAGUUGGAAUCAAUGAUUCUUGAGAACCUGAAGAAAUACUUUGAGCAGCCAGAAGGUCAUGUUUACCUGGUUGAAAGAUACAGAGAGGAUUUCUCAAACAGCAUAAAGAGUCUUAGAGGAAAAACUGAAAGAUCAGUUUUUAAGCAGCUCAGAGUAGCAGCGGACAUCAAACAGGGAAAGCAAGAACUGGAUAAAAUUAAAACCAACUAUACAGAAAAAAUUGAAAAAGCAGUUUGUGCUUUAAUUGAUGAGUGCCGUAAGAAUAAAGUUGAAAUGACAGACAGAGAGCUAGAGGAAAGUUUUGAUAGGAUGUGGACUAAAACAUUGGACACCUUGUCUUUUGCUGCACCACAGACUUUAGAUAUCUAUGCGACUGUUUACUGUCAGUUGCAAACAAAUCUUUCACCUAAAGGCGGCCAUGCAUGUGAACUGUUAAGUAAAAAAAGACUUCAAGACUGUGGAUUGGAGCCUUUUACAUACACACCUAAAGGAAUACGGAAAAACAUGAAAGUUGCUUUGAAAGGAUGGUGGUCUGAGAAGGAUAUAGUAAAGGAGAGACAAAACAAUGCAAACAGCAUCAUAGCUGAUUGCAGUGAGUUUGUGUUAAGAAAAAUGGAAAGGAAAACAAAUUAUCAUGAUACUUAUAUCCAGGAGAUCCUUUACCUCAUUGAUGAGAAGCUGAACAAUGAUGAUGUUAACAGGGACACUGAGUUUGAGGUUUCUCUGAAGCUGCACAUCUGUGGAUCUGCUGCUAGAGAGUUUGAAAAAAUGCACAAAGAUUUUAUACAAGCAAAUGAUCCUAAGAGAUGUCUGCAGAAAAACAAGGAAAAGUUCUGCAUAGAUUUUAAAGAUGUGUUCAAUGAGAGAGAUCAGUGCCAGAAGAAAGCUGAAGAAUUCACCAACCAAUGUCUGAAACCUGCUGUGGAGGACUUUGUCUAUCGUUCUCUUGGUUCAGAUAUUGUUGAUAAAAUGCUGACAAAAGAAGAGUUCAGCACACGGAUGUCCUUCCAGUGUUCAAUAUUACUGGAUUUAAUAAAAAAAAAAAACUUUGAAAGCUUUCAGAGAUACAUUUGCUUAUAUGAAGAUUAUGUAAAAGUUUGGAUAGGUGAUAGAAUUAAGGAGAGUUUCUCCUCUGAGUUCUCAGUAUGUGAGUUAGAGGACAGACGUCUUCAGUCCUGCAAUGAAGACAUAAAUGUUGCCAUUGAAAAAGCAAAAACAGAAAAGACUGACAGUCUGAAGACAUUUGUUGAAAAUAUCUGCAAAGAACUUGGUGAUAAACUGGUAAUUCCCCAGGAUGCUCUCAAUGCCUUUAUGGUUCUGAACAAAGCUGACCAGGAACAGUUUGCUCACUGGCUCAAUGAGUGUGUGAAGGAAAUAAAAGAAGCUCUUAAGGAGCAGUUUAAAAACACAGACUUUGAAACAAAACUCAGACAGGUCCAUUUAAACACACAGGAUGAGCUUUUCAACAGAGUGGUUGGUUGUGGCAAACAGUGUCCAUUCUGUAAAAUACCCUGUGAUGCAGGAGGAGCAGCUCACAGUGAACACUUUGCUUCCCUGCAUCGACCAAAGGGUUUGGGUAGGAACAGGUUUGAACAUUCAAGAAAGCUUACAACUGACAUCUGUUCUUCUGCUGUCAUCAGUGACAACAGUUUUCGCUGUAGCGCUACAAACAAUGAAUGGCAUCCUUACAAAGACUAUAGCAAGAUUUAUCCAGACUGGAAAAUUACUCCAGAUUCAAGUUUUGAGGCAUCAGAUUAUUGGAAAUAUGUGAUGAACAAGUACAACAAGGAAUUUGCUGAAGCAUAUGAAGCGAAGCCUGCUAAGAUUCCUGAUGGUUGGAAGAAAAUCACAGUAGAGCAGGCAAAGGAAAGUCUCAAGAAAUCAUUCAGCAUCAAGUGA